Mucor mucedo is the source of this 1552-nucleotide messenger RNA. RefSeq lists its product as uncharacterized. The record is from RefSeq and is a predicted model, not a curated record. The transcript has 4 exons. NCBI's taxonomy places the organism in Eukaryota, Fungi, Mucoromycota, Mucoromycetes, Mucorales, Mucoraceae. Gene Ontology annotation, molecular function: RNA binding. The coding region runs from base 84 to 1502 and encodes 472 amino acids.
UUUUAUUCUUUUUUUUUUUUUAACACGUCAUAUUUUUUUAUAUUUAAAAACACGAGUAGACUGAAGAUAGUGUGGUAGACAUAAUGAAUCUUUACAUUAAAAACCUUGAACCCCACAUCACCAACAGUGACCUCACACAACUGUUCCGAAAGUUUGGCCGAAUCAUCUCGGCAAGAGUCAUGACGAAUCCUCAAACGGGUCAGUCGAAAGGCUAUGGAUUUGUAAGUUUCGGAAAGACAGAAGAAGCCGCUGCUGCUUUACACGAAAUGGACGGUGUCAUGUUGGGUAACAGACCAUUGGUUGUAGCCUAUCAUGAACCCCGUAAGCCUAGACCUACUACCAACAACACCAAUAACACCACCACUACGACUAAUUAUCAAGACUCAUAUUACCACCAAAGACAAAUGCCACCCGCUACAGCAAUUAAUGGAUUAGGUAUUGAUAAUGUGGAAGAAUUAGGCAUGAACUUAAAGGACCUAUCCAUCGGUCAUAAACCUUCCAUGACAACCAUUAAUUUACCUCCACGAAAAGAUCCCGUGAUGACAACAACAACAACAACGGGCAACGGUGGUGGCAUGAUGAAACUUUCUUCGUCUCCCAUGUCAGGUACAACCAGUACAGGACGGUCAUUAGCUUCUUUAGCUUCCGGUAUGAGUGUUUCUGCUCCACCUCCACAUCCCUAUCCACAACAACAACAACAUCAUCAUGUGUACACACCUCCACAACCACCACCGGUCGUCAAUUUAGGUCAUAACGGUAAACCUAGUUUACGUCGAAGAGGAUCAUUAGAAUCCGUCAUGACCGAAAGUAGUGCCACUAUCCAACGAACAAAAUUACACGAUGCGGUGAGGACAUGUGGUGAUUAUGGAAAGGCCACAGAAGAUAUUGUGGAUAUGCUUUUAACUUUGAAACGAAAGGAACGUUCCCUCUGUUUAUUUAAUCCCGAUUUCCUCAAGGACAAGGUGAAUUUGGCUCUGGAAGCUUUAGCUACUUGUAAUGAAUCAGAGAGUGAUGAUGAGGAUGAGGACGAUGAAGACGACGAUGAUGUGGAUGGUCUCGACAUGGAAUACACCAUGAGAAAUAGAAUGGCCGCUGCUGCCAAUAUGAAGAAACCACUAUCGCCACCUUUAUCACAACCAGUUUAUUCCACACCUACCACUCCAACCAAUAUGAAGCGUGAAUCUAAAGCUAUACCCAUCGUCGCUCCACCUACCCCCAAAAAAUCAUCUCUUCCUGUCGAGCAACAGCAACAACAGCCGGUCAAGAAUAAGGAUGUGGAGGCCCUCUUGCUUUCAUUUGAAGGUAAGCCAGUGCAUGAAAAAAAGCAACUCCUCGGCGACAAAUUAUUCCCGCUUGUCAAGUCCACGGGUACAAGACAAGCUCCCAAAGUCACCAUCUAUUUACUGGAUACCGUGGACUUGCACGAUUUAGCAAAAAUCAUGUUUGAUACCCAAUUAUUAAAAAUGCGUGUAGAAGAAGCCUUUCUCUCCUUACAACAAUAACCUCUGUCUCUCCUCCCCCUCCUCACAAAUCCCACUCUCUCCUCACAAAA